AAUCAAGGUCGUUUACCCACACUUCGAGACCUAUAUAUACCGGAAAAACUGUAACAACUUUAUCAGUUUACUCCUGUGACUUGAAUCAACAAUCAUCAUCAUGAACUCCAUGGUUGCUUUCGCUUUCUUGGCCGUCGUCGCCACAGCAUCCGCUUCCCACAUCGGUCUUGGACUCGGUGGAUGGGGAGGACUUGGCGGACUCGGUCUUGGACAUGGCGCUGGAGUCAUCAGCCCCUGGGCUUUGAGCCCUGUUGGACCAUCUGGGGUAGUCACUGGAGCAGGUGCUGCAGGACCUUCUGGAGUAGUUACCGGAGCAGGAGCAGCUGGACCAGCCGGAAUCGUCACUGGAGCCGGAGCUGUAGGACCCACCGGACCUAACGGACAUGGUGCCAUCGGUUUGGGAUUGGGACUUGGAGGUCUCGGUUUGGGACACGCCGGUUUGGGACAUGGAUGGGGUCUUCAUGGUUAGACGCUCUUGAUAGGAUACCUCUUUUGUAUAUUUUAAACUGAUGAAAAGACCGAUAAUAAAUAACUGUACAUAAC
Molecule: messenger RNA, 543 nt
Organism: Leptinotarsa decemlineata (Colorado potato beetle)
Lineage: Eukaryota; Metazoa; Arthropoda; Insecta; Coleoptera; Chrysomelidae
Source: RefSeq, a predicted model, not a curated record